CAUUUCUCCUUCUGAAAACGAAAAAGCCCAUUGCGUAUUAGAACAAUCUUGUCUGUUUUGUGAGCAGUACUGUAGCAGCAACAAGGAAGGAAGAAUGGCGCAUCUUGGCAUCUAGAUGGAAAGUAUCUCCCAUCAACAACCUAUAACUCAUAGGUAGGCAGCAGGCAUGCAUGGUUGGUUACAUAAACCUCACCUCCAUGGCUCCAUUAGUAGCAGCAAGCCACACCAGCUCAAGUGAAUUGAGCAACCGUUCUUAACAGUUCAUACUCCUUUCAGAGAGCUUUGCUUGGCCAUUUCGAGUAAGGAGGAGGGAUUAGUGCAAGUGAUUCUUCUAACUAGGUUGUAUUAUUAGAAAGCUGCUGUAGCGGUGCAGCGAGUUUGAGGGCGCCAUGGGAGCCGUGGUGUCGGCGCUGGCGGGAGCCAGCAGGGAGAGGCAGAGCAGGAGGAGGAAGCAGUUCCACACGGUGGUGCUGAAGGUGAGGAUGGACUGUGACGGCUGCGAGCUCAAGGUCAGGAACACUCUUGCCAAAAUGAGAGGGGUGGAGUCGGUGGAGAUCAACCGGAAGCAGCAGAAGGUGACGGUGCAGGGGUUCGUGGAGCCCCAGCGGGUGCUCCGGCGAGCCCAGUCCACGGGGAAGCGCGUCGAGCUGUGGCCCUACGUGCCCUACACCAACCCCUACGUCGCGCCGCCGGUGUACGACAAGAGGGCGCCGGCGGGCCACGUCCGCAGGGUGGACGCCCUCAUCGCCCCCGCCGCCGGCCGCGAGGAGGACCUCGCCACCAUCUUCAGCGACGACAACCUCAACGGCUGCUCCGUCAUGUGAUGCUAUCUAUACAGAUAUAUAUAGCUCAUCGAUCACAGAAGGGGCCAAGAUUUGUGUGAGCACUAUGUGCGUUUGUGCGCGGUACCGCAGGUUUUUGCAAGAGCAUGUGCCUUGUUUAAUUUGGAUGAAGAAACUAUAUACUUUCUACUAGAAAAUUUACGAACGGGAUUAAUUGAUGAGGGACUUUUGUAGCUUUCUAUUCGAUGAUUCCUCACCUAAAGUUUUUUAA
Panicum virgatum (switchgrass) is the source of this 1053-nucleotide messenger RNA. Its product is annotated as heavy metal-associated isoprenylated plant protein 23-like. The coding region runs from base 390 to 824 and encodes 144 amino acids. The transcript is spliced from 2 exons. Gene Ontology annotation, molecular function: metal ion binding. Lineage: Eukaryota; Viridiplantae; Streptophyta; Magnoliopsida; Poales; Poaceae. The record is from RefSeq and is a predicted model, not a curated record.